AUGGCCAGGGGCGAUUAUGUCGGCGUCGAGGAGGAUCUGGACAGCGAUGAGGCCAUCGAUGAGCACGACGAUACAAGCGAUGAGACUGUUGUGGACGGACUGAAAGUUACUAAGAGUACGGGAGCUGGUAAUGGGGACAAGACAGUCGCGAGUGACAACGACGAUGAUGAUGAUCAAGACGAAGAGGAUGGCAAGGGCGAAGAGACUGUUGAAGGCCUGAUUCAAGACCUUCAAGCAUUGGAGGAGGAGCCCGAACCGGGUUUUCAUCCGCUCAUCAGAGCACUCUACCAUGCAGUAAGCUUAUCUCCUCUCUACAUUUGCUCAGGCACGAGGGGAGCCGUUCAAGAAGCCAAGCACAAACCUCAGUUGAGUAUCUGCCAGUCGUUCCUAUACGAUUAUGUCUGGAACCGAUUGGACACGUUCCUUGAGUUGCCGACGGUCGAAAAGAAGGAUGUGUUUGCUGCUAUCAGCGGUAUCGUGGAUCUGGAUGUUCAUAAGGAUUUCCCCCAACAUGCUGAUCUGUUGUCAGAGUGCCGAGCAGCCAUCGAGUUGGAGUAUCCAAAAAUCCGUGAUCGCCUCCAAACUUAUCGUCAGUUUGUGGACGACGACGAUGGUCUCAAGGAAGCCAGGUUAGGAGAACUCAUGAAACAACUCAAGGAGGAUAUGUCUCGUUUUGAAGACGACACCGACGAAAUGGUCACCAUCGAGAUUCUGCGGAUUCUCGUGAAGCAGUCGAUGCCUGAUAAGUACGAGGGAGUCGAGCCAACAGAGACAUCGACCCUUUACGUUUGGUUCUCCAUUUGGAAACACCUCUUUUCUUCGACAGCUGUUGAUGUACAGUGCCCUACCAAAAUGUAUCGUAGUAAACAGUAGCCAUUGUAUUACAGCACUCUAUGGCCCAGUAAUCUUCGGGGUUUGCAUUUUGAGGCCAAAGCGCGUCCGCAAUGCAGCGGCUCCCGUCGCGCCAGAGCUACGAGCAACAGCCAAUAAAUAUGAAUGCG
Gamsiella multidivaricata is the source of this 1001-nucleotide messenger RNA. RefSeq lists its product as uncharacterized. The record is from RefSeq and is a predicted model, not a curated record. Lineage: Eukaryota; Fungi; Mortierellomycota; Mortierellomycetes; Mortierellales; Mortierellaceae. The coding region runs from base 1 to 873 and encodes 290 amino acids. The transcript is spliced from 4 exons.